CCUACUGAGCAUUAAGUGCUCGCGCGCUUUUACGCAGAGCAGCCAGAAGCGUCCGAGCGCACAGUCUCCAGUAUGGCUCACCGAUACUCCCAAAUCAUCCCUGCGACCAUGCUGUUGAUUCUGGCAAUAGUCGGGAUUCUGCUGGUGGUCCUUCCGGCUAAAGAGAUGGAGACACCACCCGAAAACAUGUAUGGGAUUGUUCUGGAUGCAGGCUCAUCCCACACCUCCAUGUACAUCUACAAAUGGCCGGCUGACAAGCAAAAUGGCACUGGUAUUGUUACCCAGCACAGCGAGUGUCAUGCAGCAGGUGGAGGUAUAUCCAGCUAUGCAGGUAUUCUUGGUGGUGCAGCAGCAAGUCUGGAGGCCUGUCUGGAACAAGCUGUGAAGGAUAUCCCCAACUCCAGGCACCACCAAACUCCACUCUGUCUGGGAGCUACUGCAGGGAUGAGGAUCUUGAACAUGGUUAAUGCCACAGAGUCCGAGCGAGUACUGAAGGAAGUGGAGAACAAACUGCGGUCAUACCCUUUCAAAUUCAAGGAGGCAACCAUCCUGAGUGGACAAGAGGAGGGGGCAUAUGGUUGGGUCACAGUCAACUACUUACUUGAAAACUUUGUCAAGUACAGUUUUGUCGGGCGUUGGCUGAAUCCAGGCAGGAAGACAAGUGGAGCUUUGGAUUUGGGCGGAGCUUCCACACAGAUUACUUUUGAGACCUCGGAAGAGGUGGAGGACAAGGAGAAAGUGAUGGAGCUUAAGUUUUAUGGACAAACCUACAGACUAUACACCCAGAGCUUCCUGUGCUACGGUCAAGGCCAGUUUGUAAAGAAACUGCUGGCCUAUCUUAUCAAGACUCAAGGUGUGAAACCUCAAGUGUACCAUCCCUGCUAUCCACAACAGUUCAACAUAUCUAUCAAGCUGGGGGAGGAUGUCUUUGAUUCUCCGUGUACUAAGAGCUACAGGCCGGCCCAGUUUAAUCCUCAGAUGACUGUAUCAGUCGUGGGCACAGGAGAUUACCAGAACUGCCUGGACAACGUCACAAAGAUGUUCUCCUUCGACAGCUGCUCUUACUCCAAGUGCUCCUUUGAUGGAGUCUUCCAGCCCAGUAUGAGCGGAAACUUCAUGGCAUUCUCUGCCUUCUACUUCACACAUAACUACCUCAGCCGCCUCACCAACAUCUCCAUCAUGUCCCCCAAUCGACUGAAGAGUGCAAUUCAACUUGUCUGCAACAUGACCAUCUCUGAGCUGACAGAAAAGGCAAAACAGAAAGAGAAAUACAUGAAGAAUGUCUGCGCCAUUUCCAACUUCGUCCAGGUCCUCUUACUGCAGGGCUACCAUUUUGAUGAAGACUCCCUUCUUUCCAUCUCUUUUCAGAAAAAUGUCAGUGGUAGGCGGAGCCUCCAUAGGCUGGGCUCUGGGGUACAUGCUGAAUCUGAGCAGUAUGGUACCAGCAGAGAGAUUUGGACUGAUGAAGGCUCUGCCUCCAGGGACCUGGGCUGGCAUUCUCUUCCUCUUCAUCCUCCUCCUCCUCAUUGCACUGGUAUACCUACUGAUGAUCUACAGAAACACAAGAACUAAAGAAGGCAUGGUGUAAAAGUGAGGGAAACACACCUCCCAGUCUAAUUCAUAUUGCUCAGUUUUGGAAAAAACUGCAAAUAUAUUUAGAUUUUUUUCUUGAACUAUUGUGUGCAUGUACACAAAAUCAACACAGCACUAAAAUGUAGCCUGCACAGUUUUUUUUUUGCAAAUCCAGAACCCUUCUGCUUGAUUGUGUAUGUGUAAAUUAAACUACAAAAUAAUUUAAUUAUAA
Molecule: messenger RNA, 1804 nt
Organism: Epinephelus lanceolatus (giant grouper)
Lineage: Eukaryota; Metazoa; Chordata; Actinopteri; Perciformes; Serranidae
Product: ectonucleoside triphosphate diphosphohydrolase 2-like
Biological process (GO): nucleoside diphosphate catabolic process
Cellular component (GO): plasma membrane
Molecular function (GO): ribonucleoside triphosphate phosphatase activity; GDP phosphatase activity; UDP phosphatase activity
Source: RefSeq, a predicted model, not a curated record